CACAUAAUAUGUCAAUCACGGUAGCAACGGCUCUUCCCGCGACUUUCGAGGCCAAAUUGUCCACCACCGCACUGUUGCGGCAUUUGGUGCCAAGACUUCGAGGCUUGAGCGCACUUUUGACAUAAGCCCGCGCGAAGUUGAAGACUGCCCUCCUCUCCAUUCCAGCAACAACUCUUUGACCACCCUCGCCAACACCGUGAAGAUGCCUUUCACCAAGUUGGUCAAGAACAGUGCCUACUUCAGCCGCUUCCAGGUGAAGUACAAGCGUCGCCGAUCCGGCAAGACCGACUACUACGCCCGCAAACGCCUCAUCACCCAAGCCAAGAACAAGUACAACGCUCCCAAGUACCGCCUCGUUGUCCGCUUCACCAACCGGGACAUCAUCUGCCAAAUCGUCACUGCCGAGAUCACUGGCGACAAGGUCUUCUGCGCCGCCUACGCCCACGAACUCAAGCGCUAUGGCAUCAACCACGGCCUCACCAACUGGGCUGCCGCCUACGCCACCGGUCUCUUGAUCGCCCGUCGUGCUCUGUCCAAGCUCAAGCUCGACGAGGCCUUUGAGGGUGUUGAGGAGCCGGAUGGAGAAUUCAGCAUCACCGAGCCCGCCGAAGUUGAUGGCGAGACCCGCCGUCCGUUCAAGGCCUUCCUCGAUGUUGGUCUUACUAGGACCAGCACCGGCGCCCGUGUGUUCGGCGCGAUGAAGGGUGCCUCGGACGGCGGCAUCUACGUCCCCCACUCCGAGAAGCGUUUCCCCGGCUACGACCCCGAGAGCAAGGAGCUCGACGCCGAGACUCUGCGCAAGUACAUCUUCGGCGGCCACGUUGCCGAGUACAUGGAGACGCUGGCAGACGACGAUGAGGAGCGCUACAAGAGCCAGUUCCAGGGCUACAUCGAUGACGAUGUCGAGGCCGAUGGUCUGGAAGAGCUGUACGCCGAGGCACACAAGCAGAUCCGUGAGGACCCGUGGAAGAAGGACGAGGAGGAGGAGGGUGCCGAGAAGAAGACCAAGGAGGAGUGGAAGGAGGAGAGCAAGAAGUACAGGAACAAGAAGCUCACCAAGGCGGAGAAGCAGGCCAACAUCAAGGCCAAGAUCCAGGAGUUGGCUGCCGAGCUUUAAGCAGGUUGACGCUUUGUUGUGCUGCAGUUCUGAGCGUGCUGAGAUUCUCGGAGAGGAGAUGGACGGUCGAUGAAGUUCGUAGCCAUUGAAACCCUUACAGACCUUCACCCACUCCAUACCGUGCUCCGCAUGUCUCUUCUCGAAGAGCGUUUCCACAAAUCGCCUGUAAGCUCUCAUAUCCACUGGAGAAUCAAGUGAAUAGUAUUCCCUCAUCCAUUCGCAAUCAGUGCAAUGCACAGCGGCCUUCGUCGCUACUGCGAUA
Molecule: messenger RNA, 1379 nt
Organism: Neohortaea acidophila
Lineage: Eukaryota; Fungi; Ascomycota; Dothideomycetes; Mycosphaerellales; Teratosphaeriaceae
Product: 60S ribosomal protein L5-B
Exons: 3
Coding region: 203-1117 (304 amino acids)
Biological process (GO): ribosomal large subunit assembly; translation
Cellular component (GO): cytosolic large ribosomal subunit; ribosome
Molecular function (GO): structural constituent of ribosome; 5S rRNA binding
Source: RefSeq, a predicted model, not a curated record